AUGGCCGCUCAUCACGCGAGUCGGGUUAAAAUCCCUCCUGCGAUUCUAGAAAACAAACUCUCGUUGGCCCGCCGGCUACCGGAACUUAGCGAGCCACAGUUGCGAGAAUGCCUUGAUCACACUAUCCGUGAUAAUUGUGAUAUCCGUCAUUUCUAUGAUGUUAUGCUUAAUGCUAUCAGCUCAAAUAAGGUGUACCUCGUGAAGGAGCUACUCCGAUAUAAAUUACCUAUAUCGCCAAUCUAUAUACUCGAAGCUAUCAACGCUAAGGCGAAAGAUAUCCUAGCAAGCUUCUUCGAUAACGGCUGGGAUAUUAACACCCUAAUGAGUGGAAUGGAACCUCCCAUUCUUACAUACGCUGAUUUAUUAACCGUUAGUCUUCUCUUAUACCGUAGUGGGGAUAUUAGAAUAGGCCAGCUUAUCUAUAAUGCGAUUCAUCGCAAGUCCGACACCCUUAAAGUGGUCGAAAUUCUUAUCAAUCGAGGUGCCCCUUUCAAUUCUCUUUUGUACCAGGACCAUCAGUAUUCUCAAAACAUGUUUCCUUUUAUGACCAAAACUCCUCUACACACCGUAGUAGCUCUCUCUUGA
This is a messenger RNA of Penicillium concentricum, 585 nucleotides long. RefSeq lists its product as uncharacterized. The record is from RefSeq and is a predicted model, not a curated record. NCBI's taxonomy places the organism in Eukaryota, Fungi, Ascomycota, Eurotiomycetes, Eurotiales, Aspergillaceae. The transcript is spliced from 2 exons. The coding region runs from base 1 to 585 and encodes 194 amino acids.